Molecule: messenger RNA, 1500 nt
Organism: Rhincodon typus (whale shark)
Lineage: Eukaryota; Metazoa; Chordata; Chondrichthyes; Orectolobiformes; Rhincodontidae
Product: cation channel sperm-associated auxiliary subunit epsilon
Exons: 17
Coding region: 1-1500 (499 amino acids)
Biological process (GO): sperm capacitation; flagellated sperm motility
Cellular component (GO): sperm principal piece; CatSper complex
Source: RefSeq, a predicted model, not a curated record
AUGCUCCUGAAUAUGAAUAAAUGUAACUUGCAGCAAGUGAAAACGAUAGAAGAUGCUCCACGUAACUUUAAGUUAGGAGCUGCUUUAUUCAACUUUGUCUGGUAUAUGGUGAAACUACCAAAUCCUGAGAGUUUAACAUAUGAAUAUGAAGAUGAAAAUGAAGAGAAGUUUGAACUCCUUUACAGAUCUGUGCAGAAGGAUGAACUGAGAAUUUGGGUGGUUGAUCCUGAAAAAGCAGUUUCUGCAGAGCUGAAUAAAAAAGCUGAAAAGCCUUCUCCUCUAUCUCGUAUUUUGACCAAAGAGUUCUUCAAUUUGGGACAGGAGAUAAGACUGACAAUGUAUCCCACAUUUCACAGAUACGAAACAGCAUUCAAUUCUGCAGAGGGGUAUGUACUGAAGAAAGGGAUCACCAAAAUAAAUGGCUUGGACUCUAAUUUGAACCAUGCAGCCAAUCUGGCAAUGGGAGAUUCCUUUAAAGGCCACAACCAAGAUAACAACUACUCUGUGACAGAACACCAGUGUGACUGUCCGAAAGCUAGUGUUCACUUUAAAGAAAAACAAAUAGUUGAUUUAUUCACUGGAAUCUUUGAAAACGUGAGGCUUUACCUGAAUACCAGCGAGACCAAAUCCACACCAAAUGGAUCAACUCCAAACCGCCCAAAGGAAACAACUGGUGUUUUAACUGUGGAAUUCCAGAUUAAUCAUAUGGAGUAUACUUGUAAAUUGACAUCCAGAAGGGUUUCACAUAUUUCUGUGGGCUGCCCUCUGAAGAAACACUUAAGAGUAAAAAGACCCAGUCUAACCGGAUGUGAAACCAAAAAUCUCUCUCAUUACAUAGUUCCUGGGUCAGUAUUAAGAAAUCCUCAGCAGAAUGAUGUGCUUGUGCUUUACGACAGGAAAAGAUUUGGUUGCCCCAUUAGGGUUUAUUACAAAACACCUUUCAAGCCAGUUUUAGAAUUGUAUAUGGGUGAAAAAUUCCUCAGUAAUGUAUCUGCCAAUUACAUUCUUUGGGAAGAAGAGGAGAGGACCGACUUCUACUAUAAUACAACUAUGCUACAGGCUGGUUGUCAGCGGGAAGCACAGACGUGGGAAUAUAUGCUUGCAAUGCACAAAACACAACAGAAGACAACAAACCAUGUCUGGGGUCCUUGGAAUUACAGGUCUUGCUUUGAAUCUCAUGGAUCGGUUAAAAACAUGGAUAGACCAUACGAAAUCCUGAACUCAACAGGCUCGAUGUACCUGACGUGGCCAACUGAUCAUACUGGAGUUUACGUUUUCACGGUGAAAAUAGUGGACCCCAAUUUCAGUUUCUGUGAAUUGACAGCUGAAUUUGCCGUAGAAACGUAUGGCGUCACAAUCAGAGAAGACGGCACUAUAAUUGUCUCUUUGGUGUGGUCCUUUAUAUUUAUUCUACUCUGCAGUUUUGCCUACAGUUACUAUAAGUAUAUGAAGAUCUUUGGAGAGAUGCUGUACUACAAACAAAUUAAAUACGCUCGAUAA